CAGAUUAGAUUGGAACAACAAACAAGACCAACGCCGGGAACUAGGGAGACCACUACGGAUGGAUGAUGGAUAGGGUAUUCUCCGUCGAAGAAAUCUCCGAUCAUCAGUUCUGGUCUCCGCAGCCGGAAUCACAAGAAGAAUCUUCCCUCAUGAAUCGAAGUUCAUCGGAGUGGGCCUUCCAACGAUUUCUCCAAGAGGCCUCCUCCUCUCCCAAAUCAUCCUCAGUUGGACUUGGAGCUGCCAAGCAGCUGCCGAGCGACGCCCGAGUGACGAUCAGAGAUCAACAAGAGCAACAGAUUCAGACGCGGAAUGACAGUGUUGUCAACGACGCGGCGACGUUUAAUGGUCCUGCUCCCAAUGUUCCGCCCGAUUCAGAGGAGUACCAGGCCUUCCUCAAGAGCAAACUCAACCUCGCUUGCGCAGCUGUUGCUUUGACUCGGGCAUCUUUGGUCAAAGCUCAAGAGUCUUCUGCUAGAGCUGACAAUGCAUCUAGGGUUCCAAAUACUUCACAAUUGGGAUCCCACGCUCCUAAAGGGCAUGAUUUAUCAAGGGCACAAGAUAAGGAUACUAAUGGACCUUUAGGGGUUCCUGCCCUACCCGUCUCUCAAAAGAAAUCUGGGGCUCCCGUAAGGUCAACAACCAGUGGAUCAUCAAGAGAGCUAUCAGAAGAUGAAGAAAAUGAAGGGGAAACUGCAAUGACAGAGAAUAUGGACCCUGCUGAUGCGAAACGUGUGAGGAGAAUGCUUUCAAAUAGAGAGUCAGCUAGACGCUCAAGAAGAAGAAAGCAGGCCCAUUUGACUGAGGUUGAGACACAGGUUGCUCAACUUAGAGUCGAGAAUUCUUCUCUAUUGAAGCGUUUCACUGACAUAAGCCAGAAGUAUAAUGACGCAGCUGUUGAUAACAGAGUUCUAAAAGCUGAUGUGGAAACAAUGAGAGCAAAGGUGAAGAUGGCAGAGGACACAGUAAAACGACUGACUGGCUUGAACCCCCCGUUCCAUGCAAUGCCUGAUAUGUUCGCAAUGGGGGUGCCAUCAUUUGAUGGAAGCCCUCCUGACUCAUCUGUAGAUGCUGCUGUACCUGUGCAAGAUGACUCAAAGCAUCACUUUUAUCAGCAGGCACCAGAUAAGUCUAUAACUUCUGAAGACAAUGCAGUCAAUGAUGGUAUCAUCACUUCUAUUGAAAAUGUUCAGCCAAAUUCUGCAACAGCAGGAGUGGCAGGGAACAAGAUGGGACGAACUGCUUCCUUGCAACGUGUGGCUAGUUUGGAGCAUCUGCAGAAGCGGAUCCGUGGCGGCAUGAGUCCCCAUUCCAAUGGAGAACUGCAGUGACAAAGGAAUGGUCAAGUAUUAGGUUUUUAUUAGAAGAGCUCAUUGGAAAGAAUAUGUUGUGAUACUAUUUUUGCCCGAAUUGUAUUUGUUUCAUGCAUAUUCUUUAUGUGAAUGAAAGUGCUGGAGUUGUCUUUCAAUCCAUUACUUGACAUUUGCUGUACAUAACUUGAUAAUACCAAGCAUUUUUUUUGUCUAGUUUAGGAAUUUCCGUUGAUCGUCA
Molecule: messenger RNA, 1548 nt
Organism: Tripterygium wilfordii
Lineage: Eukaryota; Viridiplantae; Streptophyta; Magnoliopsida; Celastrales; Celastraceae
Product: light-inducible protein CPRF2-like
Exons: 6
Coding region: 63-1328 (421 amino acids)
Biological process (GO): regulation of DNA-templated transcription
Molecular function (GO): DNA-binding transcription factor activity
Source: RefSeq, a predicted model, not a curated record